AUGAAAGCACUCGUGUCUUCGCAGAUUCUAUCCUCGAGUCCUCUCAUCUCCAAUAUCUCCACGAUGAUGUCUCAGUCUCUCAGGGCUUCGCGCUCCCUCUUCUCCCGCGUCUCUCGGCAACAGGCCCCCUCUGUCGCCCGCCGCACCUUCCUGACCUCCGCUGUCCGUCGGGCCGACCCUGUCCAGGAACUCUACCUCCGUGAGCUCCGUGCCUACAAGCCUGCGCCCGUCAAGCCCGGUGAUGCUGAGGCCCACACUCAAAAGUUCAGCGUUCCUGCUGCCCCCAAGUCCCCCGAAGAAGCCAGCCUCGCCAAUGAAUUGAACUCCUACGAGACCCAGGAAGUUGAGGUUGAGGGCCAGGCCGCUACCGGCGAGGCCGCUCCUGUUGAGGAGAGCUGGUUUGAGGAGGAAGAGGAGGCUCCCGCCGCUCACUAA
Aspergillus puulaauensis is the source of this 435-nucleotide messenger RNA. RefSeq names its product ATP synthase subunit H. The coding region runs from base 1 to 435 and encodes 144 amino acids. The record is from RefSeq and is a predicted model, not a curated record. Lineage: Eukaryota; Fungi; Ascomycota; Eurotiomycetes; Eurotiales; Aspergillaceae. Gene Ontology annotation, biological process: proton motive force-driven ATP synthesis. The transcript has 3 exons.